CUUGCCCGUCGCGCCUGCCUCAAUAUUUGACAGCAUUUCUAGGCCAAAGAAACGAUUGCAUGCUUGGCUGAGCCAAUCGGUGUGGGACUCGUGGUUUGCGCUCGUUGAUGUGGCCGUCGCCCAACACUGAUACCAAUACCAGGCGUCUCUUGCGACCUUAGCCUUAUUGUCUUCUUUCUCUGCCAGCAUACACAACACUACGAUAUAUACAUAAAUGCGAAUCCUUAUUGAGAAGAAAAUUCGAGGCACAAUACUGUCGAACCAUGAGCGCUACCAUCUUCGGCAGCCGAACGUUUCCCCGGCCGCCUCCACUGUCUCGAUCGCUCCGACCGCGGAGAUGCCAGUCCUCAACACCAUCCAGACCAGAGCCACCGAACGCCUCCCCCCCACCUAAUGCGCAGUCAGCUGCCUCGGCCUCGGGUGUGCCAGUAGUUCCGACCUCCACAGCUGUACAAUCGGGCUCGCGAUCACUGCUUCAAAUCAUUCAGGCUGGCCCUGUGGGAAGAGUGGCGCGGGCAUAUUCGCGGGUCCAGGAGCGACGGCCGUAUGCGACGCAGUUGUGGAGUUCGGUCAUAAUCUAUCUUUGCGGAGAUCUGAGUGCGCAGUUGUUGUUCCCAGCGGAUCCUGCGCCCGCGACGGCGGCUACACAGUUGGAAGGGAAAAAGAAUGAUAAACCUGGGACGGAUAGCCAAGGGGAGGAGGAAAAGACCGGUGGAGGAUAUGACCCGUUGAGGACGCUGCGACAUUUGACGGUGGGGAUAGGGUCGAGUAUUCCAACUUUCAAAUGGUUUAUGUUCCUCCAUAAUAACUUCAACUACUCGUCCAAGUUCCUCUCUAUCCUGACCAAAGUCUGCGUGCAGCAGGCAGUUUUCACCCCCGUCUUCAAUACCUACUUUUUCGGUCUUCAGUCAUUGUUGACAGGCAAGCCAUUUGAGGAGACGUUUGAGCGACUUAAGCUGGCUCUGCCGGUUAGCAUUUCGAAUAGCGUGAAGCUGUGGCCGGCUGUUACCGCCUUCAGCUUCAUGUAUGUGCCGCCCCAGUUUCGAAGCAUCUUCUCGGGUGUCAUUGCAGUGGGAUGGCAAACAUAUCUGAGCUGGUUGAAUCAGAAGGCGGCGCGAGAGGUCGAGGCCGAGAUGGCCGAGAUACCUGAGUCAGUGAGUACUGGCGCUGACACAGCGGCAAUGAAGGCAUGAUAUAGAAGUGCUCUGCAUCCAGAUUUUUCCUAUUGGUUUUUUCAUCUUGCUUUGAUUGGGAUAUCCUAGACGUUUUUUCAUGGCGUG
Messenger RNA from Aspergillus homomorphus CBS 101889, 1280 nucleotides. Its product is annotated as Mpv17/PMP22 family protein. The record is from RefSeq and is a predicted model, not a curated record. The transcript is spliced from 2 exons. NCBI's taxonomy places the organism in Eukaryota, Fungi, Ascomycota, Eurotiomycetes, Eurotiales, Aspergillaceae. Bases 264 to 1193 code for a protein of 309 amino acids. Gene Ontology annotation, cellular component: membrane; cytoplasm; mitochondrion.